Molecule: messenger RNA, 3676 nt
Organism: Gadus macrocephalus (Pacific cod)
Lineage: Eukaryota; Metazoa; Chordata; Actinopteri; Gadiformes; Gadidae
Product: lysophosphatidylcholine acyltransferase 2-like
Exons: 14
Coding region: 183-1778 (531 amino acids)
Cellular component (GO): endoplasmic reticulum
Molecular function (GO): 1-acylglycerophosphocholine O-acyltransferase activity; calcium ion binding
Source: RefSeq, a predicted model, not a curated record
UAACCCGACCACCAUACGCACCGAGGUCGUGCCAGUCCUGGGCCGGGCGCGACUGCAUUACGCACCGAAGACCUAAAACAUGAGUAAGCAGGGCUCCUAUCGAGGAAGUAACCUGCAGAAAGAGCAUCAAAUCGCCCGUACGUGGGGUCGACUUCACGCGUUUUAAUCCGUCAGCCGCCAGAAUGCCGCCGCAGAGAAUAUUCGCUCUCCCGAGGCAGCAAUCGCUGCUUCUGCCCGCCGUCAUUAAUCCAUUCGUGCAGGAGACGAAAUUGAGCAAGGCCGAUAUAAUAAAAUGUGUCCUCCUUGGUAUCUUCCUGGUGCCUAUCCGAGGGAUCCUCCUGUCCUUGGUGCUGAUGAUCACCUGGCCCGUGGCCGUGAUCACCACCUUCAAGCACCCCCUGAAAGGCUCGGUGGAGCCCAUGACGGGCUGGAGAAGGUUCAUGUGCCGCCGGGUGAUGGCUCCGCUGGGCCGGGCCUACUACUUCGCCAUGGGCUUCCGGGUGGUGGUGAAGGGGAAGCAGGUGAGCAGCCGGGAGGCCCCCAUCCUGGCCGUGGCCCCCCACUCCACCUUCUUCGACGGGAUCGUCUGCAUCGUGGCCGGCCUGCCCUCCACCGUGUCCCGCGUGGAGAACCUGGCCACGCCCAUCUUUGGCCGGUGUGUGCGUUGUCUCCAGCCGGUCCUGGUAUCCAGAGAGCGCACUGAUUCCAGGAAGAACACCAUCCGAGAGAUCGAGAAGAGGGCCAAGUCAGAAGGUGUCUGGCCCCAGGUUCUGAUAUUUCCAGAAGGAACCUGCACAAAUCGCUCUUGCCUCAUCACCUUUAAACUGGGGGCCUUCAUCCCUGGGGUCCCUGUGCAGCCUGUGAUCAUGAGAUACCCCAAUAAGCUGGACACGGUGACCUGGACUUGGCAAGGCUUCAGCUCGAAGACCUUGCUUCUUCUGACGCUGUGUCAGUUGUACACCACCGUGGAGAUCGAGUUCCUUCCUCCCCAGAUCCCCACAGAGGAAGAGAAAAAGAGUGCGCCCCUGUUUGCCAGCACAGUGCGCAGAGUGAUGGCCGAGGCCCUGGGCGUCCCGGUCACCGACCACACGUAUGAGGACUGCCGGCUGAUGAUCUCCGCCGGGGAGCUGACUCUGCCCAUGGAGGCCGGCCUGGUGGAGUUCACCAAGAUCAGCCGCAAGCUCAACCUGAAGUGGGAGAACGUGCAGAAGGAGCUGGAGGGCUUCGCCGUCAUGGCCAGCUCCUGUAAAGGGGGCCGCAUCUCCAUCCAGGAGUUCGCCCGCUUCCUAAAGCUGCCCAUCACCCCGGCGCUGGAGGAGCUGUUCGCUCUGUUUGACCGGGACGGCGACGGCACCAUCGACUUCAGGGAGUACGUCAUCGGCGUGACCAUGCUCUGCCGCCCGGCCAACACGGAGGACGUUCUCCGCAUGGCCUUCAAGCUGUUCGACACGGACGAGGACCAGCGAAUCACGCGGCUGGAGUUCUCAGCGCUGCUGCGUUCGGCGCUGGGCGUGUCCGACCUGAACAUGACAAAGCUCUUCAAAGAGAUCGACGCCGACGCCUCGGGAUUCAUCACGUUCGCGGAGUUCGAGGCGUUCGCCCUGACACACCCGGAGUACGCCAAGCUGUUCACCACCUACCUGGAGCUGCAGCGCUACCAGGCCCUGAAGGUCUCCGGGGACGAGGGGCCCGAGUGGCCCCUGGAGGAGGCCCUCCUCCAGGGGCCCGGCCCGGCCGACCAGGGCUCCGACAGCGCCUCGGACAAGAAGGACGACUGAGCUCGGAAACUCUGGGACUCUGGAGAACCCAACGCGUGACAUCGCUCACCGACGAGUCACACGCAGACAUGCACAUUUACACGCACAGACGCACAUACCCCCCCCACACACACACACCCAAACACACACACACCAAACCGGUCCCUUUGCACUAAUUCAUUCUUGACAUUUUAGCUUUUGUAAAAACGUUUCGGGACGACUGGGAUGGUGUGAACACAAAGAGGCCAAGUGGACGGUCGCUCGCACAUCCUGGGGGGAUGUCACGCGCUGCUCUUUCUUAAGUGUUUCCAGAGCGAGAGUCUCUGUAUCCUCAUUUGUUUUUGUAGUGCCUUUGAGAGAUUAGUCCGAGCCACUGCCCAACGAGCAGCUCUCCAUAGGGCUCCUCGUGGGGUUUUUAUUUCUCCCUCACUAAGAGAACACCACUUCAAUGGGGAGAGGGUGGUAGAGGUGACACAAUAAUAAUAAUAAUGAUGAUGAUAGCAUGUAUUCAUGCUAUCAUGAUAGCAUGUAUUCAUGCUAUCAUGCUACAUUCAGGCUAGGGGUGUCCUGAGGGUGUGUGUGUGUGUGUGUGUGUGUGUGUGUGUGUGUGUGUGUGUGUGUGUGUGUGUGCGUGUGUGCGUGUGUGUGUGUGUGUGUGUGUGUGUGUGUGUGUGUGUGUUCACACAGCGAUGUGUCUAGUGCACUACACCUCACGUUACGUGUCGGUCACAAUGAGUCCAUCUCCACAUCUUCCCUGUUCAAGUCCAUCUUUUCUUUUUAAACUUCACCAGCACAAUAUAUAUCUACGUAUACAUAAUAUAUACUGUUCAUAUAUUUACAUAUUAAUAUACCACUUCAGCCACUGUCGUUGGUUUGCAUCUAUGACAUUCACCGCUAAAGCUUGGUGGACGCUACAAUCCUGUGUAGAUAACCGAGAGAGACAAAUAAAACAAAAAAAACAUUGCCAAAUAUUUGUAUGUAUGUAAGCAUCCUCUUCUUUUUAAGCAGCGGAUUAAUUAGCAUGUGCUUUAUUAAGGUAUAGCCAAUCAGGCACAGCCCCGCUGGGGACCUUGUUAAUGCUACAUCUGCAGAGGGAGAGAGCGCACACGCUGUGAACUCUGCGCUUCGUUCCUCUUCCCGUGCUCAGGGAGACAGACCUUGUUAGACGGCUGUAUAAUUAGCUAAAGGUUUUGUUUUGCAUGUGUUUCUAUUUGCAUUUCUACCGAGGAGUUAUUCGCUGAGGCAGCAGAAGUGCGCGCUGGCUUUACAGCUACAAACGCAGAACAGCGUCUGAAAAUAGGGCAAUUUGUGAGCAAAAAGGCAGAGCUGCUUGUUUUGCAUGUUCCACGGGGCUCUGGUUUUAGAUUAACUCGCAGCAUUGCUAUUAAUUUAGCGGGUUGCAAGGCAAUUAUGUGAUUCUUUUAUUUUUUUGUUAACACAGCAAAAGUUUGCUUUCUGCAAUGAAAAACAAGCAGACCAUUUUUAGCUCUCUCCUCUUGUGUAUGUGUCACCGCAGGGGGAAACUUGUUACAGGAGUUUGGGCGAGUUUGUAAUUGGUUUUAAUGAGGCUUGAAAUGUAUGCAUAAAUGAAAGCCCCCUCCAUCUUCAGUUCUGUAAACCGCCACCAGGUGUCGCCAGUCAUCUGUGUCUGAGUGCAUAUGUUUGUGCGUGGAUCAUAGUUGUCGAACAUUUGUAUAUAUGAGCAUUGGUUGAUGCCCAUGCAUCCUCUCAUGUCCCUGAUCUAUUUCUUGCCGGUAAGAAAAGAUCGAUCGUGGAAUUUUCACACUCCUGUGUAAAUUAGAGUUUAGCAGGUCAUUUGUAUCUGUAACACACUUAAAGAGGACCCCUAAGAUAACUGUCGGGCCAAUGUCGUUUUUUUUUGUAGUUUUUCUAACCGCAAUAAAAUGCUCUUUGUCAAA